CCCAUGUGUAGCCUGUGUGUUCUUAAAUGAGAGGAGGAUCAGCAGUGCAACAGCAGGAGAGUGAGUGCUUCCACAAGUCAGGUGCAAGUGAGAGGAGACAGAGAGGACGCUUCAGCUGCAACCCAGAGAUUCAUCAGGACUGCACAUUUGAACAGAAGAAAUAUCCCCAGUAAGCAGAAGUGAAACCAGCACUAAAUAUGAACCUGUUCAUCAUCCUUGCUGUCCAUGCAGCAUUCAGUGUUAACAUGGCUUUUUCAAGAGGAUGGUCUCUAAGACAUAAAGAGACGCAUGGAGAGAUGUGUCAGUCUGGAGACGGGAGCAGUUACAGGGGAUAUGUUUCCAAGUCAGCAUUUGGCCACAGGUGUCUCAACUGGAGGAGCUUUGAAGAUGCUCUGAUGGGAGCUGUGGAGGGACUGGGCUCACAUAACUACUGCAGGAAUCCUGACAAGGGCUUGAUGCCAUGGUGCCAUGUCCGAAGAGGAUGGAGGACUGUGAAAGAAGUCUGCAACAUUCCCAGAUGUUCCAAGCCAACAAUAAAACCUCCACCAGCUGUUGAUUCAGAGAGGACAUGUGGUGAGAGGUCCGAGCGGAAGAUGCACAAAAUUGUGGGUGGUUCCUUCACACCCAUAGAGUCGCACCCAUGGGUGGCUGCUAUCUUUCUUAAGCGCCGCAAGUUUGUCUGUGGCGGCUCCCUUAUUGCACCUUGCUGGGUUCUCACAGCUGCUCACUGCUUCGAAAAUGGCGAGGGGACCAAACUCAGAGAUCUGUCUGUGUUUCUGGGGAAGUCUGCCACCAAUGACGCAGAUCCUGUCAGGGAGCAGAGCUUCACUGUGGAAAAACUCAUCGUCCACCAAAAAUAUAACGAGUCCAGCUUUGACAAUGACAUCGCACUGCUCAAGAUCAAAAGCAGAAGUGGAGGAUGUGCUGUGAGGUCAGCGUCUGCGCGGAUAGUGUGUGUUCCUCCUUCUCACACUCAGCUUCCUGCAGGAGUAAAAUGCAGCAUCGCAGGAUAUGGAAAGGAGAACCACAGUGCAUGGCAGUUCUCAAAGAUACUGAAACAGGCCGAGGUGAACCUGCUCUCCCAGACUGACUGUAAAAGUGAAUUGUACUAUGGAGACCGCAUCACCAAGAAUAUGAUCUGCGCUGGGAGCCCUGACUGGAGCACUGACGCCUGCAGCGGGGACUCCGGUGGUCCGUUGGUGUGUGAGGCGUCGGGCCGCAUGUUUCUGUUCGGGGUGGUAAGCUGGGGUGAUAACUGUGCAGUGAAAAACAAACCCGGUGUUUACACGCAGGUCACCAGGUACAACAAGUGGAUCGCAGCAAAAACGGGCCUCUACAAAUAUAUGGAGGGACAAAUGUAUCCCACAAAAUGAAGCUGUGGCAGGAAGUUCCCUGUUGGGUGUUGCAAGUGUCUAUGAAGGAAAAAGUGGCUGCAGCUUUGUGGGACUCACAAUUGAUAUUAAUGUGCAAAGAAAAUGGCUUUGUGAAGUGAAUUAUUGCUGUAACUGUUCUGAGUGAAUGUUUUAAAAUGUUAUUUUGUUCCAUAUUUAAAAUACUUUUUUAAUAUAAUUUUUUUAUUGUAUGCAAACUUGUUAUAAUAAGAGUAUUAGAGUUUAUUUAUGUAAUAUAAUUUUAGAACCUUUUUCUCUUGUAGAGGGCUGGCCCUGUUGAUGAGCAUUUUUUUUUAUAAUAAAGGAGAGUUUCUAUUA
Molecule: messenger RNA, 1709 nt
Organism: Hippoglossus stenolepis (Pacific halibut)
Lineage: Eukaryota; Metazoa; Chordata; Actinopteri; Pleuronectiformes; Pleuronectidae
Gene: plaua
Product: plasminogen activator, urokinase a
Exons: 11
Coding region: 198-1373 (391 amino acids)
Biological process (GO): regulation of cell adhesion mediated by integrin; plasminogen activation
Molecular function (GO): serine-type endopeptidase activity
Source: RefSeq, a predicted model, not a curated record